This is a messenger RNA of Drosophila yakuba, 2574 nucleotides long. RefSeq lists its product as uncharacterized. The coding region runs from base 424 to 1803 and encodes 459 amino acids. Lineage: Eukaryota; Metazoa; Arthropoda; Insecta; Diptera; Drosophilidae. The transcript has a single exon. The record is from RefSeq and is a predicted model, not a curated record.
AUUUUCGAAUAUUGGUUAAGAGAUGCCUUCCAAAAGUUACUUCAGCCCCUUUUUUGCAGCCCUUAAUGGUAGUUCCCCUCUUAAGAUAGACAGUUUUGUGAUAUUUUAAAUGUCCCUACACUUUUGUUUUUUCUCCAUGUUUUAACAUGGAGAGACUCGAGACUCCGUGCUGGUUUAGUUGAAGAAGCCAUGGCAUUCUUCACACCGGAAAGUGGUACUGACCCGUGUAUACUGGAGUACAAAGCAGAUUUCGGGUACCGGCCAGGUGGACCAAUUCCUGCCAAUUCAUGAGCCAAUUCUGCCACUGGAGCAUUAUUUUCGAAAUGGGUAAUUAUUCCCACUUGCGACGCCUUUUACAAAUUUCACAUGUCAGUGCUAUUUGAAUUGGGAAAUAUAUUUUGAAAUAAAACCAUAACAGCGAGAAUGCUCAGUCUGAGGAAUGGAAUCUUCGCGGGCAAUCUUCUCGGCAGCGGCUUUUGCCUUCAGCGAUUUGCGACCUGUGCUUGUCGCUCUUCGCGAAAGCCUCGGGCGGGAAACUCCCCGAAGAACCCAUUCAAGCAACUGAACAAUGACUCGGAGGAGCAGAAGCGCAUAUCGGUCCUGAUGAAGCUGGGGUGUCAAUGUCCUCAGAAGUCGCAAAAGGAGCGUUGGUUCUCUACCAACCAGCGCAUUAUUCUGGCCCUGGCCACGGCCCUGAAUCGUCCGCCGGAUUUGGUGUCUGACUUUUUGCACACACUGACCCUCCAGAACUUUGCAAAAAUCCUAUAUCCCGCUGGGACCUUGGGCCCCUCUUGUAAAGUUCCCUAUGUGAACUGCUUUGCCUGUGAAAAUUUUAUGAGAAUUUUCGAUACUCAUGGAAACGUAAGGAGCCGCUUUAAUCAAGACUCACUGCUGCUACUAAUGCGCACCGUGCAAACUGUUUUAAAGCAAUCUCCACACAAGGAGCUCCGCGCAACUGACGCAGGCUUUAGCGGCCAACGUGGCACAACUAAAAGGGAUUCCAGAGCGCGUAGAGCUGGCAUCGAUCGCGAUUCUAUCGCUCAUCAAAACGGCAGGAGGCGAUUAAAAAACUCGGAAGCAAGGGCCUCAGAAAAGAGAAGCUAUCUUAACACGGGGCUGGAACAACGACCAGUAGAAGAUCCUGGAUAUGUUUUCGGGUCAAGCCUUGAAUCCGCCGGCCUAGAUGUUAUGUACACGCCCGAUUGGGCGCUUGAGGAUUCAUUUAUCUUAGAGCGGACCAGGCGUCUCGCCAAAUUGCUUUUUCAGGUGAAUGAUAAGACUUACCUAACGCGCGAUACCGAGAAACUAAUAACUGCCAUCAAAGAGCUCAAAUUGAAUGGUACUGUUACUAAUCCAAAACAGCCCUCAAGUCAUACCAGCAUUGCUAAGCGAAUUUCCGAUUCGUACUAUGAAAGGGUCAAGGCCUCUGCAUCGAAAGCCCUUCAUAAGAGCUAUUUGCCCCGCGGCUCGAGGAAAAGAAAAAAAGCCAGUGAUAGUGAGGCAGUUCCUAAGCAGUCCACGAACCGACAGUACUAUGGCGAUCCGCUUCCGGUGCUCCUGCACGAACCGUUUAAUCGGGAAAAGCCGUGGACAUGGCUACGCCGCCAUCCCCACCAGAUGCGAAUGGAUGGAACAGGUAAGGUGACACAGGGAAGUAUCCGUCGCUACCGGCGCGACACGAUAGAGCAGCUGAUGCAGACGGCCAAGGAGCGAUCUUCGGUGAUCACUGUGAUUUCCAUGGGUGAUGAUAACGCAGCAGCGAAAGCGCAGCCCAUGUUUGGCCAGAAAGCAUCUAGGAACUAGACAGACUAGAGUGGACUCCCCGUUUCCCAGAUCGUGGAUUAACAAAAUUUACAUAAAAAAAAUUAUAUGUGGCGAUCCAAAAGCGAUCCAUAAACCUUCAUAGUCUAUGAGUAAUUAAAUAAUGAAGAUUUAUAAUACUUACAUAACAAAAAAUUUAAAUAUUUACAUUUUUCCAUUGCAUUCUGGAAAUGUCCAUCAAAGAUGUGUUUUUAAAGUGCAAGCUUCUGAAACUUAAAUAUUCAAAUACAAAUUUAAAUGAUGUGCAGAUCGCAGUGCCUCUUCAGUUAAUAUCCGAAGUUUGAAGUUAAAGCUCGCUUAUGUGAUCGAAAUAACCUUUUCGAUAAUGGGCCAUCAAAUGGCAUUGGAAAUAUGCCUUAUGCUAAUAUCACCACAACUGUGCCAUUAAAUCAUUUUGAUAAUGUCACCCGAGGGCCAGAGACCCCAACUAAAGAAGUCUCCUGCCUAUCGGGCGCUACGAAUAUUAUUUUUAGACCGCCCCGCCGUACCGCUUCUUGGAAUAUUUUUGUGAUUUGAGUUUUAUGACCUGUAGUAAUUUGUUGGCUCGUUAAGUUUCUUUAAAAGACGGGAGGCAGGGGAAAGAAGAUUCGACGCGGAGCAAACCGUUCGCUGCGUAUUCAAAUGAUCUUGCAUUUCGCCUUGCUCUCUGGCCAAUAAAAUUCCAACAUUUUUUACGACCAGCAAUGGGAAAUCCAGCCGAAAUGCUUUUAUUGCACCAGAAACACUCAAUAAAGGCGAAUUAUUAGUGUUGGA